AAUCACCUGGCUCGGUGCAGAGCUGAGUGUCGAUGUGGCCAUCGUGGUAAUUGAAUUGGACUGCGUACUGUUCGAUUUCUGGGAUCACCGGUGGCUGAAAUGUACAUUUAUUCAUCAGCAGCAGAUCAGACUGAAAGGGGAAUCGAGAUCCUUUGAUGUGUCGUUGGGAGGAAUAUUGGGAAACGCGAGUCUGAACGGAUGUACAGACGGAUGUACGAACGUGCAACGACCCGUGGAACGAAACGAGUCGAAAAUUGAUAGAGGGGGAAUCGUUGUUACUUGCGGUGUUCCCCCAUUGUUUGCUUUCCUCUGUCGUCAUCUGCGAGGGAAACUCUUCCUCACGAAGACGUGCCGCUCGAUGAAAGAACACGGGCCGCCAAGUGGGAAGACAAGAGACAGAACGAAAAUAAUCGAACGCGUUUGAGAAAACGUCGUUUUCCCAUGUAACACGGAAGCCUACACCGGUUAUCGAUUGAUCGCCGGUCAUCGCUCAUUUGUCCGCGUUUAUUCUUCCCUCAGUCGCGCCCUACAGAGUCGCUUCCUCCCCCGCCCAGUUAACGAAAAGUCGGCCUAAACUCAGCCAGUCCGGUGCCUUUCGACUGGCAAGCAACCGAAGUACGAGCGUGGGACGCGUAGAAUCGGGACACUCGAUUUAUAUACCUAAAUAAAGAGAGAGAAAGAGAGAGAGAGAGAGACAGAGAAAGAAAAUAAAGGCGAAGAUAGAGAAGAUAAAAGUCUCUCGAAAUCCUCGAAGAAGAAACGCCUGGAAGGAAGGAAGAAAGGAAGGAACGGUAUUAUUCGGUUUCGAUUCGAAAGCCAGCCCGGUUAAAACCGGUGGAAACGUAUACAUAUAUGAUGGCGGUGUGCAUGUUUUGGCUUCUCACGUACGUGGGACAAGGCCUGGACCUGGCCGUGGGCAAUCGUCCGGUGAUCAUAAUGCAGGGUGCACAGGAGCAGCAGGACUAUCGGCACGGUAGCGGUAUCAGAAAGAAGAGCGAGUUGAAUUCGGUAGGCAAUAACCUGUUGCACUUCAGAAUAUAUCCUCCCGAGGCCUCUCACAGGGACGACCUGUCCAAUUGGCUCCUAUUGAACGACGAGCCACGGAUCUCCUCGUGGACGCCAGCCGGCAUAUUGAUCGACGAUAUGAUCAGGGAGCCGAGGGAGCUUCAGACCGUAUUUUUCGCCCUGUCCCCAGCUAUGCUGAACACGCUCUACUCGGAGUACGUGAACACCGCCGCCUCGCAACCGGCCGACCACUUUCUCCACGAGGAUCAACAGCAACAAGCCGUUGGGGGUCCGUUGGUUGGCCAACGCGGCAAAAAGCUGCGUAUCGACUGUAGACACUCUAGGAACACGGUCAGCCUGCCUAUAAGAGUGUGCGACGACGAGAAGACGACGGGGCGGAACGGCCUCCAAGAAGCCAGACAAUCGAAUUACGACGAUCUCUUCGAGCAGAAAUUGAACACUGCUGCUAAUAUGAAGACUGACCCAACGUCACGGGGAUCCGAGAAGCUUCAACGGGAUUAUCAGAAUGCCGCGACGUUUGUCCCGAGGCCACCGUUGUUCGGCCUCGACGCGGGCAAACCUCCCGGAAAGAGGAGCCAAACUCCUGUUGGACGCCGCUCAAUCGACCUCUCAGGAGAGUCGGCCCCGCAUCAAGCUCAACCGCCGUCCUCCCUCGGGAACGGUAUCAGCGUCGCUUCUCAACUUAUGCUCAGAUCCACCAGGGGAAGCAUACAGUACGACGUACCGCAAAUCGAAUGUCCUAUCUCAGAGGACGGGAUGGAAAGGUUUGCGUGUCCCUCAGCGGACAGAAUGGGUAGAUACCAUUGCAUCGACGAUCACGCCUUGUGCGACGGUUUCAUAGACUGCCCUACAGGCGAAGACGAGGACAGGCAAGCCUGCAUGUUUUACAAAACUACGAAAGCUCACCUUGACGUAUUGGCAGAUGCCAUUUUGCGAUGGGCAAGAGGACGCUAAUUCCUUUGUUGACGAUGAACCUCUGACCUGCAUAAAAUCAUAAGUCUGACGAGUUUACUUCUUUAUACAUUCACCUAUACAUAUAUAUAUAUAUAAAUAUAAAUAUAAUAUGUAUAUGAUAUAUAUUCCCAUAUGUAUGUAUACGUGUACACAUGUCUCUCGUGUACCCGUACACAUAUUCAGGGCUUUCGUUUCGUUGCUGGCGAACGUUUCUCUUGCGAGCAGCACGAGAGGGGGAUGAAGAGAGAUGAGAUCGUUAUUUUUUCCCUUCGAGAGAGAAAAAAAAAUGCAAUUUAAGAAAGGAAAUUUUAACAUUUGUUUGAAAAAAAGAUGAAGAAAAAAAAAUUAUAAUCGACAGUUGGAAUAUAGAUUGGGAGUGGGAUGAGGAUCGUUUGAAUAUCGGAUACGAAAAUUGUAAAUUUUAUGCAGUGUCUCUUGUUCAAUACAUACAUGCAUAUAUAUUUUUGCUAAAUAUUUGUCGUUCACAGCUUUCGUUGGCUAUCGAAGUUCAACUAUCAAAAUUCGUUAAAAAUUUCGAAAAUUCGAUCUUGAGACGUUUUUUAAAACCUUUGCCUAAGCAUCGAAGUAUCUUCUCUGAAAAUUUGAAAUUUUUAGAUGUCACGGUAAAUGUUUUUUCUAAAAAAAUCGAUAACUUCCUUAUUCGUAAUACUAGAAUUUUUAUACUCUUCGUUUGAUCCUUGUGAGCAUAUUUUCUUAGUGUCUUGAAAAGAAUUGCUAAAUGUUAUUUCGAAAAAAAAAAUCUUCGAGAUCGUAUCAAUGGAGAUGCAGACAAUUCAUGUGUAUUAAUGAAAAUAUUAAAUUGGUUGGAAAUAAAUGGCUGAUUGAAAUACCGUGUUCAUUGACUGGAUAUGACGUGUUAAUAUUAAUUAUUCAUAAGAAUUUUCGACUCUCUGUUAAAGAUUUAACAGAGAUUUUGAUGAUCUAACGUUUUAACCGUUAAUUUUGUAUAUCUAUAAUUGAAUGUUUAAUAGAUUUGAUAGAUAACAAUACCUUUUUAAAAUCAUUGCAGAAAAAACAAAAUGAAAUUGAAAACAAUUUUUUGAAAUAGAAGAACUUUGA
Molecule: messenger RNA, 3060 nt
Organism: Apis laboriosa (Himalayan honeybee)
Lineage: Eukaryota; Metazoa; Arthropoda; Insecta; Hymenoptera; Apidae
Gene: jeb
Exons: 4
Coding region: 853-1980 (375 amino acids)
Biological process (GO): positive regulation of MAPK cascade
Cellular component (GO): terminal bouton
Molecular function (GO): transmembrane receptor protein tyrosine kinase activator activity; protein binding
Source: RefSeq, a predicted model, not a curated record